AUGGACUACUACAAGGCCGAAUAUAUCUGGAUAGACGGAUCGGAGCCCACCUCGAGGCUGCGCUCUAAGGGCAAAGUGGUUCCGAUGGGAGAGGAGCCGCCGAUAUGGGGCUUCGACGGCUCGAGUACCAACCAGGCCCCAGGAGAGAACUCUGACUGUGUGUUGAGGCCGGUCUUCACAUGCCCGGACCCGAUUCGCGGAGGGGACAACGUUCUCGCGAUGUGCGAGGUGCUGCUGCCGGACAUGUCCGCUCAUCCGUCGAACACCAGGGCGGCAUGUGCGGAGGCGGCGGAGAAGUACGCCGACUUCGACACCUGGUUCGGGAAUGAGCAGGAGUACACCUUCUUCGACGGCAUCAAGCCGCUGGGAUGGCCGGACAACGGCUUCCCGGCGCCUCAGGGAGGGAUCAAUGGCGAGGUGAUGCCCGCCCAGUGGGAGUUCCAGCUGGGGCCCUUGGGGGCGCCGGAAGUGGCCGACCAGUUGUGGGUCGCCCGGUGGCUCCUGUACCGCAUCGGAGAGGAUAUCCCCAUAGGGGACGGGCGCAUAGGCAUCAGCGCGAAACUCGACCCCAAGCCGGUCCAGGGCGACUGGAACGGCGCGGGCGCACACGCCAACUUCUCGACCAGGCAGAUGCGAGAGGACUACGACGCAUGCGUGGCCGCCGCUGAAGCGCUCAAAGGCAACCACGAUGAGCAUAUCGCCAACUACGGCCAUCGAAUUGAGGAGCGCCUGACCGGCCUCCACGAGACCUGCUCAUACAGGGAGUUCAGGUACGGCGUGUCGGACAGGGGGGCGUCGGUCCGUAUCCCCUGGCAGGUACAUCGGGACGGCAAGGGGUACAUCGAGGACAGGCGACCCAACGCCAACUGCGACCCCUACAAGGUGACGGGACUGAUCCUGAACACAGUGUGCGGAGCAGCCUCCUAG
This is a messenger RNA of Geodia barretti, 927 nucleotides long. NCBI's taxonomy places the organism in Eukaryota, Metazoa, Porifera, Demospongiae, Tetractinellida, Geodiidae. The record is from the annotation of a GenBank genome assembly.